AUGGCGCAAGAGUUGAUUAAAGAAGGGAACAUUGUCGCUUAUGAAUGGCCAUUACCUCCCAGUAAAGGACCCGUUGGAAGAGUUAUCAUGAUGAAGGGCCAAGAUGGAAUCCCAGUGAAGAUUGAUGUGAUGUACAGCGCCGCCUCAAACUCUAUCCCUAAUUCCUAUCUUGUUCUCUUUGCUCGUAAUACGUUCGUUCUCCGAUCUCAGGUGUUGUUGAAGCCUCCUGUUGUUGGCUUGGAAUCCGUGCUAGUUCUGCUGUGGCAGAUUCGAAGACCCUCAUCACAGCAGAGAGUUAGCUGUAUGCAUCGUGAGACAUACCAGAAAUUUAUUCAGUUUUCCGGUUGCGGUUGGCCACCUUCCAUUAUCCCUGAAGGGGAUUCUUCCGGGGUACCCACCACUUUUGAGGCCGAAGUUGCAAAGCUUUGUAUAGCUUGA
Messenger RNA from Sphenostylis stenocarpa, 438 nucleotides. The record is from the annotation of a GenBank genome assembly. NCBI's taxonomy places the organism in Eukaryota, Viridiplantae, Streptophyta, Magnoliopsida, Fabales, Fabaceae.